GAAAGUCUGAAAGACGUCUAUCUUGUCGUCAAGUAAUUUUAUUUUUUUGUGGUUUCAUCCAAAAGUCCAAUUUGGGUCUCUAUAGAUCGGUGGAGCAGCUGGUAAAGACUUAAUCUUUUUGUCUGUCUUCUUUCAAUUCAAGAUUGUUUUUUUCAACCUGCUUUGUUUGAAAUGAGUUGAUGGGUGUUAUGUUAUUUCUGACUAAAGGAAAUUGAUGAGUGUGUUGUGAUAUGGGUCAGUGUUUUUGUGUGUAUACCAAUUGUUUUGCUUAUUGUUGUGGUAGAUAUAGCCUGUUUGUUUGUACCUCGACUAUUGUACUUAGUAUUAGUGACCACCCAUUAGCACAAAUAUCGAAUAAAUCUGUUCACAUCUAUUAGAUAGAUGGAAAGAAAUGACCUUUAGUGGGAUCUGAACUCGGUUUCUGUGUAGAUCAGUUGGUUGGAUAUCUGAAUUUUCACCUCGUUGGUGGUGAGGGCUUGAUUCUCCACAUUGUUAUCCACUCCCUAUUUCCCCUACCCCAAUUUUAAAAAAAUGGUUUCUUAUCAAGUAACAAUUAUACCAGAUGAAAAAGAAAUUUAGUUUGCGAUAGGUUGUUCAGUUAGCUUUCUAAGGAGGAGGUUAUGCAUUAGGUAGGGGUUGGAUUUUAGUUAGUCACACUAGUCCUGUUUAUUUGAGUGUUUUCUUUGUUUAGGCAGUAGCCUUUUGAGUUUCUGGAGGGAGGGGUUUACUGGGAAUUUAUGUGACUGAACCAUAAUUAAACCCACUGGUGCAGAUAUGUAUCGUUAGGUAGAUGUUGUGUAUCUUUGGCGUGGUAUCCGAAAGAGGAUUUUAUUGAAAAUAUAGAUUGGUGCAGUAUAUUUGUUGGUGUGUCAUUGCUAACCAAUUUGAGCUGUUGUUUAAAACUCCAAGACCUCGGGAUUCACUGGAUGCUUUUAGUGUCUGCUUGAAUUUAUGGUGAAUAUCAUCUGUAACAACAUGUGUGUUGAUGGUUGUUUUCUAUGGUUGUUGCAAUCUGGAACCUUUCUGUUUUUUCUUUUGGCGGUUGCACAUUUUGAUCACUAUAGUGAUCUUUAUGUAUUUCCAUCACAAUAAUCAUGGGUCUAAUAGGUCAUAAAUAAAGCUUUGUCUUUUCAUAUCAGCAAUAGCUAUUCCCAUUCAAUGAAUUAAAGACCUUUUAUCAAUUCGAAGACUAAAUCACCCAAUAUCCUUAGACAAAUCACACACUUAAUGUGACGUUUUCAUGACCCAAAAUGAAAAUUGCUUUUUUUCAGUGUGUCUAACAUGUUUAAUUUUAAUUAUGUUUAUAGAAUCUAAACAUUCAGUGAUCUUCCGUAAUCUUUUCCUGGCUAUAUGUAUUUUUUCUUUUCAGGAAGUUAUUGUUCUUUGCCUGAGCUACUAUUUUGGAGUUGGGUGUCUUCUUCUUAAUUUAGCUUGAGAAUGGAAAAUCAUGGAAAGAAGGUGUUGCUUACUUCCAAUGGUGAUGACAUUUGCAAUAACAUUGCUUACCAUUUAGCUCAGAGGGGUUGCCAAUUGGUUUUGAUGGGAAAUGAGCACCAGCUGAAGAGUGUAGCAGAGAAUAUAAAGCAAUCUCUAAAGGGUAGCGUUGCAAUAGAAGUUGUGGGAUUGGAUAUGACGGAGGAUAGAGAAACUGCUUUUGAUGAAGCUGUGGGCAAGGCAUGGAAGAUAUUUGGGAAGUUGGAUUCCUUGGUACACUGCUAUGCUUAUGAAGGGAAAAUGCAAGAUCCGCUGCAGCUAAUUGAUGACGAGUUCAAAAAAAUUGUCAAAAUAAAUUUUAUGGCUGGAUGGUACCUGAUGAAAUGUAUUGGUAACAGAAUGCGAGACAGUAAAUCCGGAGGAUCCAUUGUAUUUAUGACCUCGAUCAUUGGUGCUGAGAGAGGAAUAUAUCAAGGAGCUGCUGCUUAUGGUUCAUGUGCGGCUGGAAUUCAGCAGCUGGUUAGGUUAUCUGCAAUUGAAUUGGGGAAGCACCAAAUUAGGGUGAAUGGCAUAAUGCGUGGCUUGCACCUCGAGGAUGAGUUUCCUUUGUCAGUGGGUAAGGAGAGAGCAGAGAAGUUGACCAAGGAAGCAGCGCCUCUAAAUCGAUGGCUUGAUGCUAAAAAGGAUCUGGCUUCCACUGUCAUCUAUUUAAUCAGUGAUGAUUCAAGAUACAUGACUGGAACCUCCAUUUUUGUUGAUGGUGCCCAGUCUCUAGUGAGGCCGCGAAUGCGCUCAUACAUGUGAAGUUUCUAAAUUAUAUGUAUGAAUGGAGCCAUAGACACUGGAAUUCUAUUGUAGUAUUGUGUAAAAGCACAAGCAUCAGGGGAAGUACUAUGAGCUUUUUGGAUUUUCUUCUAUUGUAUUUGUUUAAGUUUUCAAUAAGGAUGACAUUCUUCUUUUUCCUCCUCAUUUCUGUUGUGAUUUAGCUUAAACUUUAAUCUAUUUUAAGUGAGAAUUUGUUGUGUG
Messenger RNA from Solanum verrucosum, 2460 nucleotides. RefSeq lists its product as uncharacterized. The coding region runs from base 1438 to 2238 and encodes 266 amino acids. NCBI's taxonomy places the organism in Eukaryota, Viridiplantae, Streptophyta, Magnoliopsida, Solanales, Solanaceae. The transcript is spliced from 5 exons. The record is from RefSeq and is a predicted model, not a curated record.